CAUUGAGAUAUCCACCCUCACGUACAGAUAUCAGAUAUUCAAGAUGAUGAUCCUAUUUCUGCUCUUCGGCCUUGCAGCUGCAGCCCCUGCUGAAUUCGACGACGAAUUCAAGCGCCUAGCUUUGCAAAAUCCCGAUUUAUACGAUGGAGACAUGACCGGCAUUGAUGGACCCUUUGACGCCGAGAGAAAUGUUAUUCCCGGAGAGAACUACAGAUGGCCUGGUGGUAAAGUUCCAUAUGUUAUUGAUCAAUCUCUGAUUGGUUACUCACCAUUCAUCUUGGAUGCUUUCAAGAACUACCAUACCUACACAUGCGUGAAAUUUGUUCCAAGGACUACCGAAAAAGAUUACAUCAGGAUUUUCUUAGGCCAAGGAUGCUACUCCAACGUUGGAAGGACAGGUGGUCAGCAGAUGGUAUCUCUUGGCAAUGGAUGUCUGUACGUGGGCACAGCCAUCCAUGAACUUGGUCACGCUUUAGGAUUCUACCACGAACAGAACAGAUCAGACAGAGAUGACCAUCUAAUCAUCUACAUUGAAAACGUCCAAAAAGGUAUGGAAUUCAACUUCGCCAAAUUGGCUCCAACACAGAACCUCUUGUUAACACCUUUCGAUUACGACUCCAUUAUGAUCUAUGGCAACGACGCCUUCUCCAAGGAUGGUUCUAACACAAUGGUCGCCAAGAACGGUCAGAAGUUGUAUAAUCCUUAUGAUAAGCAAAGUCUGACUAAGUCAGAUGCUGAGAGAGUGAAGAAAAUGUACAACUGCUAAAACUUCUGUACUGUCCUUUUUAAUGUAUAUCAGGUUUCAGUUUUAAUAAAUGAAGAUGAAUGAGGUAACAA
Molecule: messenger RNA, 837 nt
Organism: Argiope bruennichi
Lineage: Eukaryota; Metazoa; Arthropoda; Arachnida; Araneae; Araneidae
Product: astacin-like metalloprotease toxin 5
Exons: 6
Coding region: 44-766 (240 amino acids)
Biological process (GO): proteolysis
Molecular function (GO): zinc ion binding; metalloendopeptidase activity
Source: RefSeq, a predicted model, not a curated record